Molecule: messenger RNA, 462 nt
Organism: Paramecium octaurelia
Lineage: Eukaryota; Ciliophora; Oligohymenophorea; Peniculida; Parameciidae
Source: the annotation of a GenBank genome assembly
AUGAAAUCCACUUUGAUAUACUAAGGUACACGAGAUGGAUUCAAUGGAUAAUCUUUUUGGAAGGCAAGUUAUAAUAAAGAGAGUCUACUUACGAUUAUUUAAUCCAAAAGUGAAUAUAUCUUUGGAGCAUAUUCUCUUUGCAAAUGGGUACCUGGUCAAGGUUAGACAGCAGAUCCUACAUAUGCAUCUUUUUUAUUUUCAUAAACUCAUAAUUUAGUCUAUCCUUAGAAGUCGUGUGCAAGCGCAAUUUAUUGUUCUUUUAGUAAUGGACCUGCAUUUGGAGGAGGUCCUGAUAUUUGGAAUGUGGAGAUUUUAUUGAUGACUUUUCUAGAUUAGGUCACACCUAUCAGUUUAAUUAAUAUCAAAGUGGAAAAAACAAUCCUCAUUCGUUAGGAUAAAUUUAGUCAGAAAUAAAGGAAUGCGAAUUUUAUGAAAUAUAAUUUAUUUGAAAUUGAUAGUUGA